AUGAAGCUUUCUCUGAACCUUCUGCUCCUUCCCAUGGCCCUCGGCGCCGCCAUCGGUGUCCGUGACGACAGCCGCCGCGGCAACUACACUGUCCAGGGCUUGGGCGAGCGCAAGCAGGCCAUCGUCAGCGCCGGCGGUAAUACCAUGGACCUGGCCAUUGCCAUGCUGGAGAACGACAACAUGGACCCCAGCACCUACCCAUACGGCGAUGGAAAGACCGGUGACGCCACCAACUUCGGUAUCUUCAAGCAGAAUUGGAUGAUGUUGCGCACCUCCGCCAGCGAGUUCCUCGGCCAGAAGGUUGAGGAUGUUAAGAACGGCGAGGUCCUGAACACCAACCUCGAAAAGGACAUCAAGGCCCGUCACGACGGUGAGAAGAAGUACGGCUUCGAUGUUUGGUACGCCGGUCAUCGCAACGGCGCGUCCGGUCUCGAGAACCCCAAUACUCAGGAUAUCAACAACUACAAGAGUGCCGUCAAGUGGAUCAAGUCUCAGAUCGAGAGUGACAAGAAAUACCAGAGCGAUGACACCCGUUUCUGGGUUGAUGUCGUUGCUAUCUAA
Molecule: messenger RNA, 561 nt
Organism: Aspergillus pseudonomiae
Lineage: Eukaryota; Fungi; Ascomycota; Eurotiomycetes; Eurotiales; Aspergillaceae
Exons: 5
Coding region: 1-561 (186 amino acids)
Source: RefSeq, a predicted model, not a curated record